AUGCAAUUCCAAACUUUAUUAGUCGUCGCUGGUUCUUUAGUUGCCUCAACUUUAGCCGUUAAUGCCACUGUCACUGAACAUCAUACUACUGAAAUCACCAUCACUUCAUGUUCCGAUAACAAAUGUGCCACUAGUGUUGCUCCAGCUGUUCAAUCUGUCAACACUGUCACUAUUGAAGGUAUUGUCACUGAAUAUACCACUUAUUGUCCAUUAACUGCUUCUGAACAUGAAAAAGCUUCUUCAUCACUUGCUCCAGUUGCUUCUACUGAAUCAGUUGUCACUACUACUAUUAGCGGUGUUCACACUUCUUACACUACUUAUUGUCCACUUUCUGGUUCUGAAUCAGCUACUCCAGGUACUGUUGCUGCUGAAUCUUCUUCUAGCAGUGAAGAAGUCAGUUAUGUUGAUGUCACUAGUACUCCAGUUGUUGAAUCCACUACUAAUGUUGAAUUAACUACCACUGCUCAAUCCACUUUAUUCACUUCAUAUGCUAACUCUACUGUCUCAUCUUCUGCUGCUCCUGCUCCUCCAUCAAAUGUUACUACUUUUGAAGGUGGUGCCGUUGGUGUUGCUUCUAACCAAAUCACCGUUGGUUUUGCUGCUCUUGCUGGUUUAGCCGCCAUCUUAUUAUAA
Candida dubliniensis CD36 is the source of this 633-nucleotide messenger RNA. RefSeq names its product Pga6p (gene PGA6). The transcript has a single exon. The coding region runs from base 1 to 633 and encodes 210 amino acids. The record is from RefSeq and is a predicted model, not a curated record. Lineage: Eukaryota; Fungi; Ascomycota; Pichiomycetes; Serinales; Debaryomycetaceae.